Brassica napus (rape) is the source of this 1707-nucleotide messenger RNA. RefSeq lists its product as uncharacterized. The record is from RefSeq and is a predicted model, not a curated record. Bases 1 to 1707 code for a protein of 568 amino acids. Lineage: Eukaryota; Viridiplantae; Streptophyta; Magnoliopsida; Brassicales; Brassicaceae. The transcript has 2 exons.
AUGGCUAUUUGCAGAGAAUAUGGGAAUCCAGAUUUGUUUAUCACAAUGACGGCCAAUCCUAAUUGGAGAGAGAUUAAAGAUCAUCUUGAUAGAUAUGGUGGAGACUCUCCCAAUGAUAGACCGGACAUUGAAUGUCGAGUCUUUAAAAUGAAGUUAGAUCAGCUACUUGAGGAUUUCAAAAAAGGAAUUUUCUUCAAGCCAUACACAACAGCUCUCCACAUGAUAGAGUUUCAAAACAGAGGGCUCCCCCAUGCACAUAUAUUAUUGUGGUUUGGAAGAUCUUCCAGAACACCAAGUGCAGAGGAAGUAGAUGAUAUUAUUUCAGCCGAGCUCCCAAACAAAGGAGAGGACCCAGAGGCUUACAAUUUAGUAACAAAACACAUGAUCCAUGACCCAUGUGGUGUUAUUAAUCCGAAGUCACCAUGUAUGGAGAAUAAUGUGUGCACGAAAAAGUAUCCUCGCCCGUAUAAUGACAAUACUUCGAUUGACAAAUCAGGGUAUGUAUUAUAUCGUCGCCGCCGGAAUGAAAAUGCGUAUGUGGUAAAGGAUGGGGUAAUUCUAAACAAUACUUUUGUUGUACCUCAUAACGUUAAGCUCCUAAAGAAGUACGAAGCUCAUAUUAAUGUGGAAUGGUGUAAUCGUACAAGCGCAGUGAAGUACUUAUUCAAGUAUAUAACCAAAGGUGUUGAUAGAGCAUCCGCAGUUAUUGAAAGGGGAAAUACGGCAACUGCACCUGACUUAGUGGCUUCUGGAGAACCAAUUGAAAGAGUUAUUAAGCAACGGAAUGAGAUCCAAGACUACGUCGAUGCUCGGUAUUUAUCAACUUGUGAGUCUAUGUGGCGGACUUUCGCAUUCCACAUACACAAAAGAAAGCCAUCAGUUGAGAAGCUUAUCUUUCACUUAGAAGGUGAACAUAACAUCACAAUUAAAUCAACUGAUAACCUCGGCCGUGUGAUCCGCAAGCCAGGUAUUGAGAAGACGAUGUUCAUUGAAUGGAUGGUCUUAUGCAGAAGGAUCCUCAUAAACAAGAUUAAGGGUCCUAGAAGUUAUGACGAGCUAAAAACCUUUAACGAUGUGAAAUACCCUGACUUCAAAUCGGUUUGCCACGCAAGAGGCUAUUUGGAUAAUGAUGUUGAAUGGCUUGAGAGUAUGACUGAGGGUGCUAGAACGGCUACCCCAUUCCAACUCCGCGAUAUGUUUGUCUUAUUCCUAAACAAUUGCUUCGUUGCGAGCCCUGAAAAACUAUGGGAACACUCAUGGAAAUCAAUGAGCGAGGACAUACUUUACAAGAGGCAACGACUCUUAGGUCACACAAAUCUGGAACUGGACGAUGAGACCCUUGAGCAAUACACGUUAAUCGAAGUGGAAAAGUUGAUGUGCAUGCAUGAUCGCUCAUUAGAUGAUAUUAAGGAGAUGCCAAAGAUCAAACUAGUUUUGCUAAAAGAAUUAGGGAACAGUUUGUGGAACCAAGAAAUGGAUUACGAUGUUGCUGAGGAAACACUAAGACAUGACACGCAGUACAACUUACUUAAUGCUGAUCAGCGUGCGAUUUACGAAUCAGUCUUAGACUCUGUUGAUAAAAAGAUGGAAAAUUAUUCUUUGUAUAUGGCGCAGGAGGCACAUGGAAAACAUUUCUAUAUCAAGCCAUUAUAUCCAGACUUCGCUCCAGAAAACAAAUCAUUAUGCCGGUUUCUUCUUCAGGAAUAG